This is a messenger RNA of Lymnaea stagnalis (great pond snail), 3655 nucleotides long. Lineage: Eukaryota; Metazoa; Mollusca; Gastropoda; Lymnaeidae. The record is from the annotation of a GenBank genome assembly.
AGAACGCUCAGCGCCAGCGGGAAAACCCGUUUUUUUGCUUAUAACUUAUAACGACACUAAACAGCGCCAUCGGAAACAUGAAAUUAUUUUCUUCAUAUGAACAAGUGCAAACAUUUUGAAAACGAAAGUAGGUGUUGGGUUUGAAUAAAUGAAAGAACUUAUUUUACUAUUAUUAACAGAGGCUGGUAAGACCAAUAACGUUUCGAUGGAUGUAAAUUAUGUAGCCGCCUUAUUAAAUCAAUAGUAUUGUCCUUCCGAAAACAUCACCAAAGAUCUGGUACUACUUCUACUGACUAAGUUCUAAGUCAGGUACUACUACUCUCUGGCUCUGCCGCUCUGCUGGUACGGGAAAAAAAUCACAAUCACACACAUUUAAUCAUUCAAUUUUCAUUAACUUCAAAUAGUGUCAUUAUGAAAAAGUUCGUGUUAGUGAAGUUUUGUUGAAUUAUCGCAUGCAAAUUAUUAGAUCAUAAGUAUAAGGCGAAAUAUGUAACCAGAAAUAAAAAGAAACUUUGAUUUACAGCAGAGCGCCGCAAACAUUCGGAAAGUGAUUCAGAGCACAGUUGGGGGGGGGGGGGAUUUGAAAGGAAGGCCAUCGAAGGCUCCCUAGCGAAAGUAGGUAGGAGUAUCAAACUCAUUCGUGAUACCUUUUCCCCACACUGUCCCUGCCUUAGUGCUCCCCGAUGUACCCUUGAUCGGCUUGUUUCCUCACACUGUCCCUGCCUUAGUGCUCCCCGAUGUACCCUUGAUCGGCUUGUUUCCUAGGCUAUAUCGCCUAUGUCUUCCCUGCAUUAACAUAAUAUAUAUAUGUAUAUAUAAACCACCAGUACCGAAGCCAACUUCUUCCUUGUAUCUUUGUCCUGUACCUACCACUACCGUUCCCUCGUAAAGCCCUGUCAUUUGUGACAGUGCUUCCAUGGACCCGCCAUGGUUUUUCAAGGGUUAUUUCUAGUAUAUUAUUUAUAAUUAUAGUAUUAUUAAUAUGCAACUAGUGAUUCCUUAAUUGACAUGACAGCACUAGUAUUUACCACUUUGUAUUUGCGUUGAAAUUAAUUAACUUUUUUUUGCAUCCCUGAAGUAAUGAUUUGGCUGUAACAAUCUCUUAUAUAUAUUUUGCUUCUGGUGUGUUCUGCUUCCUUUUCACAACCAGACAUCCCCCUACUCAACAUUUUUAUAUUAAUAGUAAUGGGGGGGGGGGGGGGAAGCUGUCAAGCAGCAAAUGGCAUGCAUGACAGUUGAACUCAGGUAAAAAUAUUGAAUUUUUUUGAUGCACUAUUAUAUUAAUCAAUAAAAAGCCAUGGGUAUGGUCAUGGUGUAGUACUGUCUGUAGAACUAUUGUUUCAAUGCAUGCAGGUACAGGUAGGGUGUAGGACUAUCUAUAACACUAUUGUUUAAAUGCCCAUAGGUAGGGUGUAAGACUGUCUUUUAGACUUGCCAUUAUUAUUAUAUUUAUAUUUCAAUCAUCCCUGACACAAAAUCCCCCAGCAGUCACAUGUUUUGUUGUUUUUUUUGUUGGUUUUUUUUUUGUAAUUUAGUCAAAAUGUCUGCAAGGAUGAGCAAGGGAAGAGCAGCUCCACCAGAACCAUGUGUGGAACUGUCUACUACUAGUCCUGUAACCAGUCUGGCAUUUUCAACAUCAGAGACACCAGAAGAUAAAGGACAGCUUUUCUCAGGACAUCAGGAUGGAAAGGUUAGUAAUAAAUCAUUUUUAUCUAUUUCAGCUAUUUAUUAUUGCUUACAAUUUACUUUUUUUAUUUUUUAAUAAUGCAGUAACCCAGAUUGAAAAUUACAUAUUAUUAAAGGUAGAGUUUUAUUAUUUAAAGGGAUUUCAUAAACUACACCUCUAUUACAUUUUUUACAUUAAUUUUAUAUGUGAUUUAAACAUUUUCAUUUCUCAAAAAUAAGGUUAUUUAUUGGAACUUGGUGACUCAAAGGCCAACAUCUUCAAACAUUGCACACUCAGAUUCUGUCAUUUGGCUGUCAUGGGUCUCAAAUAAAUUGAUUAGCCAGGGAAGAGAUGGAUUUAUUAGAUUUUGGAUAAGGUCUGAUUCAGAAUGGACCCGUAUAGGUAAGCUUCAUAAGAUUUAAUUGAUGAUACUAGGGUUUUCAACAUUUUUGCUUCACUCCCCUUCUUGAUACCAACAUUUUACCCACAACCCCAUUUUUUUAAAUUUCAAAACUUUUUCUAGCAUUAUAAAAAGAAUGUGAAUACAAUUUUUAAUAAACCUUCUUUCUCGGUCUCCCAGCACCCAAUGAUGCUGCCUCCCCACACACCCAGGCAGGCAACUCUGGUUGCGAACCCAUGAUUUAUAAACAUUAACAUUAAAAUGAAAUAAAUAGCCUUAUUUUUAAAAUUAUGAAUAAUAUAUUAUAGCAGUAAGAUAUCCCAUCAGAAACUUAAAAUAUCUAAUUACUUUGCCCUAGGUGAAGUUACCUGUGCAGCCCUCACAUUCUGCAACAUGUCAAUGUGUCUAUACAACAAUCAACAUAUCUUGACUGCUCCUGGUAAUCCCACUGCUCAGCUUAUUGUUUACCACCUCCCAAACCUAUCCAGUGUAACAGAAAUAACAUCACAGUCAUCACCACAUAAAAUCCAGCCAAGUCAAGCCAAAGUUUUUGGAAUGUGUAUGCGGACCAGAAGUGCUGUGCAGACAGCACAGUUGCCUAGCCUCUUGGUUGCAUACGAGAGUGGCACACUUGCUUUGUGGAACCUUGUAACAGAUGAACUUCUCAGCAAGGUAGCCGCACACAGUGAGAGUAUAAUGUGCAUGGAUUGCUGGGUCAGCCAGGAGACUGGUUUAUUCAGAUGUAUAACUGGUUCUGUAGACAAUCAACUCAGGUCUUGGCAGGUGAAAGAUUAUCAACUGGUCCAGGAAAACACUGUGUUUAUUUCUAAUCCAGGACUCUGUGAUAUAGCUGUGAGAGAAGAUGGCAGAAUAGCAGCGACUGGGGGUUGGGACCAUUUCGCUAGAGUCUUUACGGUUAAGAAGCUCAGAGCCCUUGCUGUUUUGGGAUAUCAUCACGAAAGUGUUCAAUGUGUAAUGUUUGCUCCUGAUAAAACCCUGGCAACAGGCUCAAAAGAUGGACACAUAGCAUUGUGGGAUAUUUACAAGGAUAAAUAAAAUGUAUUAAUUCAUUAAAUACUUUAUCCUAUAAAUCCUACUAAGUCUGCAUUUAAUGUAUUAUUUUGUGAAAAUGUGUCAAACAUAGACAUUUGUGACUUGUUUUGAUUUUUGGCAACUCCUCACACCCGAAUCUGCUUCUCAUUAUAGUUUUUAACAACAUGCAACCUUAAGAGAUAUAAUUUUAUUUAAUAUACAGCAAAAUGGAUUACUUUUUGGCAGGCCUGGUUAUGAUGCAAAGAGUCGCAAGAUUUCAAAUAAAGUAGUUAUGUAAAUUUGAAUACUAUACAACAGGCCUGCACAACAUAAGGCUUGCCAGCACCCAUUUUGCGGCCCGUGAAGUAACGAAAUAUUCUUUAUUCUUAUUAUCUUAAUACCUUUCCCCCAUGUUCUAUUUUCUUUUGGUCCGCACAAGUCCUGUCCUAUUUUCUUUUUGGCCCGUACAAGUUUUUCAUUAAGUAUUAAGGUCCACCUUACAUUUUGAGUGGUGCGGGCCUGCUGUACAAUGUCAAUUACCACACUAAGAACCCAUA